AUGUAUUUUCAUCUGAAAUGCGGCUUCGCACUUCUGAGCAAUGCCCAGCCCAAUGUCCCCAAGCCCGACAAUGCCAAGGGUUUUCCCAGUGGGAUCAACCGCCUUUUGACCCAGUUCCCGACUCUGCAACCAGUCAUUUCGAGCGCACCACUGGGCAAAAGAAAUAUAGCGGAACGAAUCAAGAACAAGGAACAGCCCGGUAUUCGCCACGGCUUCCGUGCAUGCGUUUGGCGUGUUGCAGUACCAGAUACCCCUAGCAGUUAUUGCCUCCACAUCAGAGGCAUCGUGUCCAUGGCCGCUGCAGCAUAUGACUUUGAGACUGGCCGGAUAAUAUGGGAUGACAUCUGUGCCAAAGGGGAGUUGCUUCGCGAGCGGUCCAGCUUUGAGCCAGCCGUUUCGUCCCCCCGGCUUGAGGCGCUCUUUGAAUUCCUCGGUGGAUUCGCAGUCAUAUUGUAUAAUGUUGAAUUUCUCUGCAAGCGCUUUUCGGCGGGCAAAGUCUAUCUUCUGAACGCUCGAGUCGAUAAAUAA
This is a messenger RNA of Clonostachys byssicola, 528 nucleotides long. NCBI's taxonomy places the organism in Eukaryota, Fungi, Ascomycota, Sordariomycetes, Hypocreales, Bionectriaceae. The record is from the annotation of a GenBank genome assembly.